AAGUUCCCGAAGCUUCCGGUGGCCGGCUUAAUUGGGAGCUAUGGCUAAACAUCAUCCUGAUUUGAUCUUUUGCCGCAAGCAGGCUGGUGUUGCCAUCGGAAGACUGUGUGAAAAAUGUGAUGGCAAGUGUGUGAUUUGUGACUCCUAUGUGCGUCCUUGCACUCUGGUGCGCAUAUGUGAUGAGUGUAACUAUGGAUCUUACCAGGGACGCUGUGUGAUCUGUGGAGGCCCUGGGGUCUCUGAUGCGUAUUAUUGUAAGGAGUGCACCAUCCAGGAGAAGGAUCUGAGGAAUAAUAUAAGUCCCAAGAGAAGCAACUUGCCCACAUUUGCGUCAAGAGAUGGCUGCCCAAAGAUUGUCAAUCUGGGGAGCUCUAAAACAGACCUCUUCUAUGAACGCAAAAAAUACGGCUUCAAGAAGAGGUGAUUGGUGGGUGGCCCCUUCCUCCCCCCAACAUCAAGCUGCUGCAGCUGCCAGAAAACAUGCCUACUACUACCAGCAGAGAGGGAGCAGAGACCAUAGCAUCACCAGGAGUGCCUGCUAGUGUACUGGCAGCUUGCCACCCCCUCCUCUCCCUUCACCCAGACGUGGUAGGGAUGGAAAAGGAUUCUUCACAGAGCACUCUGGCACACCGUAUUAGAGAAAAGUUGAUAGAUUAGUUAAUGAUUUUUCUUAAAUUCGAGAAGCAGAGAUCUGUUCUCCAUAUUGAUAUGUUCUCCCUCAACCAAGAUCUUCUAAAAAGAAGUAAUAUUUUAGUCUUCUGCUUGAGGAGUUGGCUGUGAAGCUACAGCCGGUGAAAACCACGUUCUUGCAGCAGCUCUGGUGGCAGCUGUCCUUGAGGAACUUUUGGUGUGUGGUGGGAAGCUAUCAGAACAAGAAAUGUAGGCAUUUACUGUUUUUGGGGGAGAGGGAGGGGUGCUCCACCAUCUUGAAAGGCAUUUAUUCAUUUAACACUUGU
Molecule: messenger RNA, 956 nt
Organism: Mandrillus leucophaeus (drill)
Lineage: Eukaryota; Metazoa; Chordata; Mammalia; Primates; Cercopithecidae
Gene: PHF5A
Product: PHD finger protein 5A
Exons: 5
Coding region: 41-424 (127 amino acids)
Biological process (GO): mRNA splicing, via spliceosome
Cellular component (GO): U2 snRNP; catalytic step 2 spliceosome; U12-type spliceosomal complex
Source: RefSeq, a predicted model, not a curated record